AUGAAAAUGGCCUUCCCGAACCCUGACGACAUCUUGAACUUCACGCUUACGAUCGAGCCUGACGAGGGCAUGUAUAAGGGCGGUUCGUUCGUCUUCACCUUUGCCGUGAACCAGAACUUCCCGCAUGACCCGCCGAAAGUAAAAUGCACGCAAAAGAUAUAUCAUCCGAAUAUUGAUCUCGAGGGGAACGUUUGUCUUAAUAUUCUGCGCGAGGACUGGAAGCCCGUUUUGAAUUUGAAUGCGGUUGUUGUGGGGAUGCAGUUCCUCUUCCUCGAACCGAACGCUUCCGAUCCGCUGAAUAAAGACGCCGCGGAGGACCUACGGCAGAACCGCGAUGUUUUCAAGCGCAAUGUCCGGAACUCGAUGGGUGGGGGGAACGUCCGCAGCGUCUCCUUCGAUAAGGUAUUGCGAUAA
Messenger RNA from Aspergillus versicolor CBS 583.65, 414 nucleotides. RefSeq names its product NEDD8-conjugating protein UBC12. The coding region runs from base 1 to 414 and encodes 137 amino acids. The record is from RefSeq and is a predicted model, not a curated record. Lineage: Eukaryota; Fungi; Ascomycota; Eurotiomycetes; Eurotiales; Aspergillaceae. The transcript is spliced from 2 exons.